CGAUCCUUAGUGGAGUUUGACAUCACCACCCAUUCCAGAAAAAAUAGGGGACAAGGAAAAAGGGGGAGCACCCAUCGGGAAGGGGGGCUUUUAUAAGUUUUAAAAAACCGAGGAAAGACAGGAGGGGGAAAAAGGUGAUGUUGAUCGCCAACAUUGUCUCGGGCCUCGUACACAUCCUCGUCUUCUUCCGAGGCGUGGCCAGCCUCCAUUUCAUCCUGGACAACCUCCGGGAGCUCGAGCCCGACAGCCUGGCCGCCGCGUACUUCGCCUCCAGACUGCUACUCCCCCCCCCCGUGGCAGGCCACCCAGACGCCACUAUGGGAGCCGGAGCCGGAGCCGGAGCCGGAGCCCAAGACGGAGCACCUGUUGUAUCGGCCCCGCCGGCCGUGACCCCGAUCGCCCGGCUGCGAGGUCAGCACCACCACCUGCUGCAGCAGGAGAAGCGGCAACAAGAGGUAGGAGGAGGAGGAGGAGGAGGAGCCAGCUGCGGCUACGAGUCGCCCGAGGAUGAUCGCCCGCCCCCGGGGAUGUCGUCCGCCCUGGGGCCCCGCCGCGUGCAGUCCAACCCCGGCCCCGGCCCGGCACCUCGCAGCAAUAACAGGACCGGGCUCCGGGGUAAUAGCCUCAAUGGUGUGCUCUCGAGGACUAAGAAUAUGCGCGAUCCGGGACGGAAGGUCGGGAUCCGGGACCGGAUUAAAUGCUUUCAGUGGACGUGGUUCACCAUGACCAUGGCAACAGGCGGAGUCGCGAAUGUCCUCCACAGCAUUCCGUUUCGGUCGAGAUGGUUGACCAUCCUUGGCCUCAUUUUCUUCCUCCUUAACAUAUGCCUGUUCCUGACGAACUGCGUCCUAAUCACGCUUCGCUUCUGUUGGCAGUCGGGAAGUUUCAUCACCUCUUUCACUGACCAAGUCGAAUCUCUCUUCGUGCCUGCAUUUUUUGUCUCCGUCGCAACGAUACUUCUAACCAUAUGCGAAUACGGAGUUCCUCAUACAGGGCCGUGGCUCUUGAGUGCCAUGGAAGUAAUGUUCUGGGUGUAUGUCGGUGUCAGUAUGCUUGCCAGUGCCGGAAUAUACCUAGUCCUAUGGUCUACCCUGGUCUUUCCGAUACACACCAUGACACCUAUAUGGGUUUUCCCGGCAUACCCUCUGCUUCUGACGGCCCCUUUCGGCAGUACUCUCAUCGCCUCAGCCAUCAGCUCACAGCAGCUGGAACAUGUCAACGCCCUCGCCAUCAGCCUCGCUUCCAUGACUGUCCAGGGGACCGGUUUUUCAAUAGCGUUCAUGAUUUGCGCUGCGUUCUUGUACCGGCUUAUGACGCAAAAACUGCCACGAGACCAUCAACGGCCUGGUGUUUUCAUAUCCAUCGGCCCACCUGCCUUCACUGUUUCUGGCCUUCUCCUGCUAGGCAACGAAGCCCAGUACAUCUUCCCCAACGGUUUCAUGGGCGUCACGGGUGCCGCCCCCAUCCUCAAGUUACUUUCAGCGAUGGUUGGUUUGUGGCUUUAUGGCCUCAGCAUAUGGUUCUUCCUCGUCUCUGUUGGAUCUCUCUGGAAGUACGUCAUGCCGGAUCGCAAAAUGCCGUUCCAGAUGACAUGGUUCUCAUUCGUCUUCCCGAACACGGCGCUGGUGACCGCCACGAUACAGCUGGGGAGAGUGUUUGACAGCCGAGCGUUACAGAUCAUCGGCUGCGUCGUGGCUGCUUGCCUAAUUGUGGUUUGGCUUAUUGUUUUCACGUACAUGCUCCGUUGUCUGUGGAGGAGGGAGCUUCUUUGGCCCAAGGAGGUCGAAUAGGUUUCGCAUCUUGUCUGGCGUCUUGGAGCUUCGAGAGAGUAGGUUGGGCUAUCAGUUUGGUUGAUAUCACGUACUCUGGGAGGCAUUUUGCGAUGAAGGCGGCAUUGUUCUGGCGUUUCCGGAGAAAGGGCAUUCUGAGCAUAUAGUAGAUUCCGGUAAUGUCAAUAUUGAGUGAGAAUGGUGCUACACAUACGGGGUUACUAAAUCGAUCCUUUUUGC
This is a messenger RNA of Phialemonium atrogriseum, 2009 nucleotides long. RefSeq names its product voltage-dependent anion channel-domain-containing protein. Gene Ontology annotation, molecular function: malate transmembrane transporter activity. Gene Ontology annotation, cellular component: membrane. The record is from RefSeq and is a predicted model, not a curated record. The coding region runs from base 138 to 1790 and encodes 550 amino acids. Lineage: Eukaryota; Fungi; Ascomycota; Sordariomycetes; Cephalothecales; Cephalothecaceae. The transcript has 9 exons. Gene Ontology annotation, biological process: malate transmembrane transport.